AUGGCCACUAACCAAUUCUCUUUUGCAACACUUGUUCUCUUCAUUUUAAUGAUCAACCUACACUUAGAAGGCACCAUCGCCAACAAUGCAGGUUGGCAGAGCGCUCAUGCCACCUUUUAUGGCGGCCUCGAUGCUUCCGGGACAAUGGGAGGAGCUUGUGGGUAUGGAAAUUUGUACCAUCAAGGGUAUGGAACAAGCACUACAGCACUAAGCACAGCUUUGUUCAACAAUGGGUUCAGCUGCGGGGCUUGCUACGAGAUACAAUGCAACAACGACCCCAAAUGGUGCCUCCCUGCCACCAUCACCGUCACCGCUACAAACUUUUGCCCACCUAACUAUGCUCUGCCUAACGACAAUGGUGGUUGGUGCAACCCUCCCCUCCAACACUUCGACUUGUCCGAGCCUGCUUUCUUGAAAAUUGCUCAAUAUCGUGCUGGAAUCGUGCCCGUUGUCUUCCGAAGGGUGCCUUGUAUCAAGAAAGGAGGAAUUAGGUUCACCAUGAAUGGCCACUCCUACUUUAACUUGGUUUUGAUCACCAAUGUCGCGGGUGUAGGGGAUGUCCAUGCAGUGUCAAUCAAGGGAUCCAAGACAGGGUGGCAAGCGAUGUCAAGAAACUGGGGCCAAAACUGGCAGAGCAACUCUUAUCUCAAUGGCCAAAGUUUGUCUUUUCAAGUGACUACCAGUGACGGUAGAACUGUGACAAGUUACAACGUGGUACCUGCUAAUUGGCAAUUCGGCCAAAGUUUUCAAGGGGGUCAAUUCUAG
Molecule: messenger RNA, 765 nt
Organism: Camellia sinensis
Lineage: Eukaryota; Viridiplantae; Streptophyta; Magnoliopsida; Ericales; Theaceae
Product: expansin-A8-like
Biological process (GO): plant-type cell wall organization
Cellular component (GO): extracellular region
Source: RefSeq, a predicted model, not a curated record